AUGAUCCUGAAGACCCAGACCUGAUAACAUGGUCUGGGCCCGAUGACCCAAUGAACCCAAAGAACUGGGCCAGGCACAAAAAAUGGACUGCCACCAUCUUGGUCUCAUGUUUCACAUUCAUAUCGCCAGUCUCCUCAACCAUGCUAGCCCCCGCACUAGACACCCUCGCUGACGAAUUUGACGUCGAGUCUGACAUUGAGACCUAUCUCCUCAUGUCAAUCUUUCUACUAGCGUACGUCGUGGGGCCAUUCGUCCUUGCUCCGUUGUCAGAGAUGUAUGGUCGUGUUGUCGUGCUUCAGUCUGCCAACAUGUUUUACUUGAUCUUCAACACCGUCUGCGGCUUCUCUGCUUCAAAGCAGCAGAUGUUGGCUUUUCGGUUUCUUAGUGGACUUGGUGGGAGUGCUCCUCAAGCUCUCGGUGGCGGCGUACUGAGUGAUUGUUGGAGAGCUGAAGAAAGAGGCACAGCGACUGCCAUCUACAGUCUGGCUCCCUUUCUUGGGCCUGCUGUUGGGCCGAUUGCUGCCGGAUACCUGACACAGUACCUGUCAUGGCGCUGGAUCUUCUGGACCGUCUCCAUCGCUGAUGCGGUCGUUCAAAUUCUCGCUUUUCUCUUCCUCUCUGAGACUUACGCCCCCAAGAUCUUGGCAGUCAAAGCUAAAAUGCUGCGCAAGAAGACGGGUAACGCAAGCCUCCGCACGGAGUUCGAUCAGCCAGACAGGACUUUUGGACAGACGUUGCGGAAGAAUCUUGUCAGACCAUUCAGGAUGCUCUUUACUCAGCCAGCGCUGCAGAUUACCGCGGUGUACAGGGCAUACCUGUAUGGUCUUAUGUAUCUUGUCCUCGCUUCGUUCCCUUUUGUGUGGAGUGAGCAAUACGAUAUGGAACCCGGACCGGCUAGUUUAAACUACAUCUCACUUGGUGUUGGCUUCGUGAUCGGGUUACAGAUAUCCGGACCUCUUAUAGAUAAGGUCUAUCGCAAGCUCAAAGCGCAAAACAACGACACUGGGCGCCCUGAGUUCAGAAUCCCUCUCAUGUUCCCCACAGCCAUCAUCACCCCCAUAGGCCUCCUGCUGUACGGAAUCGCAGCACACUUUGAAGUCCACUGGAUCGUUCCAAACAUUGGAGCAGCAAUCCUGGCCGCUGGUCUCAUCCUCUCGUUUCAGUGUGUGCAAACCUAUGUCAUCGACUCUUAUGAGAGAUAUGCAGCCAGCGCUGCAGGCGCGGCGGCCUUUGUGCGAACGAUGGCCGGGUUCAGCUUCCCUUUAUUUGCACCAAGAUUAUAUGAUGUGUUGGGUAUUGCUUGGGGCAAUGUGUUGCUUGCUGGUAUUGUCUUUGUGAUGGGGUUGAUUGUGCCCUUUGUGAUGUGGAGAUGGGGCGCGUGGCUUAGGAGUAAGAGCCAGUACUGCGCUGGCUGAAGAGGGUAUCAAAUGUUUGUUGCUUACCAGAGUUGCGAUGCCAGAAAUGAUUUACGAUGGAUAACUAGAAAUAUGACCACUCAUCUUUGGCCUAGAUAGGUAUUCAUCAAAUGGGCUCAGCAAAUUGAAUCGCUAGGGUUUCGUCAUCAUUGUCUCUAGCCCUCGAACAUAUGAUCAAAGUAUUGUUCGCGUGAGUCUAAAGGCUACUGGGAUAGGCGAGCGGUCACAUUCCCGCCACCUUCGAGGCUACUCUAAUUGAGAUCUGAAACUACAAGCGCCUUCAGAUUAAGGUUUAUCAUCCAUCAACUGUAGUCUCAAGACACUAAACUAGUACACUACGGUCAAGGUCUUUGUCACGUUGGUUCAGCAUGACAGGCAGGUAGGCAAAG
Messenger RNA from Colletotrichum godetiae, 1804 nucleotides. Its product is annotated as major facilitator superfamily domain-containing protein. Gene Ontology annotation, biological process: transmembrane transport. The transcript has 7 exons. The coding region runs from base 141 to 1415 and encodes 424 amino acids. Lineage: Eukaryota; Fungi; Ascomycota; Sordariomycetes; Glomerellales; Glomerellaceae. Gene Ontology annotation, molecular function: transmembrane transporter activity. The record is from RefSeq and is a predicted model, not a curated record.